Messenger RNA from Camelina sativa (false flax), 1173 nucleotides. Lineage: Eukaryota; Viridiplantae; Streptophyta; Magnoliopsida; Brassicales; Brassicaceae. The record is from RefSeq and is a predicted model, not a curated record.
AUGAGACUGCGGCAGAAGCACGUCUCCAAGGAGGAGAAUGGCCAUACUCUACCAUUUGAUCUCUUUGAUGAAAUAUUCUCGAGACUAUCGGCGAAAACUAUAGCGAGGUGUCGUUGCGUGUCGAAGCUCUGGUCUUCCAUUCUCCACCGUCCACAUUUCACUGACCGGUUCCUGAAAAUAUCUUCGGCUCGUCCGCAACUCUUGUUCACCUUCAAACUCAACGGUAAGUGUCUCUUCUUCUCUUCACCUCAGCCUCUAAAUCCAGACGAGAACUUGUCUCUUAUAGCCACCAAUCACCACAUGUGUUUCCGCACUAGAACUGGUUCAUGUGGGAUCAAUGCUCCUAUUCGUGGCUUGCUAUGUACUGAAAAUGUAUGGCUCAAAGAUGGAUACAAUGGUUUAAAGGCGAUGGUUUAUAACCCUAGCACAGGACAGUCCAUAACAUUACCCAAAGUGAGAACAAGGAGGGAUGAAGCGAUAACCUAUUUAGGGUAUGAUCCCAUCAACAAACAAGUCAAAGUAUUGUGGAUGUCACUUUGUAGUCGGCUUCGGAAUGCGAAAGAGCAUCAAGUUCUGACAGUAGGAGUUAGAAAUCUGUCGUGGAGAAAGAUUGAAUGUUCCCUACCCCAUUACCCGUUAAGUGCUGGAAUUUGUAUCAAUGGAGUCUUGUAUUAUAUAGCCGAUCGUAACAAGACGACUCCGAAACCUAGGUUUCCAAAACCUUAUACCGUCGUUUGCUUUGAUGCUCUGUCCGAGAAGUUCACAUUUAUUAACCAAGCUCUAGACAAUAAAGUUGAACGGUGCUCAACUCUCAUAAAUUACACUGGUAAAUUAGGUGUACUUCGUCAUGAUAAUUAUUUCGACAGGAAUACUACAAAUCUUGAAUUGUGGGUUCUAGAUGAUAUUGAGAAACAUAAAUGGUUGAUAAAAAUCCACGUGUUUCCGCCUCUGUGGAGAAAUCUAGUACCAUAUACAAGGUUGAACAUUGUGGGGAUGACGGAUAAUGGUGAAUUUGUGUUUUCUGCGGCUGUUCUACGUGAUGCUUUCUACAUUAUCUACUACAAUGUGGAGAAGAAUACUAUCGUAAGAGUUGAAAUCCAAGGAAUUGGACCUGUUAGUCGUCAAGAAAUUUACACUUUUAUAGACCAUGUAGAAGAUAUUAAACGUAUGUGA